Nicrophorus vespilloides is the source of this 955-nucleotide messenger RNA. RefSeq lists its product as uncharacterized. The coding region runs from base 212 to 895 and encodes 227 amino acids. The transcript is spliced from 2 exons. The record is from RefSeq and is a predicted model, not a curated record. NCBI's taxonomy places the organism in Eukaryota, Metazoa, Arthropoda, Insecta, Coleoptera, Silphidae.
AUCAAAAGUCGAACGUCUUUCCAUUCAUAUUCUUUAACAGGAAAUAACGAAACCACAAUAUUCACGGAACGAAAUCUCUGGGUAUUCCUCGAGUGAUGUAAUGCAUGAUAACACGGAAGCAUAAAUAUUAGACGCGAUUCGACUUUCGAGUCAUUUCUGUUCGAGAGUUUUAGUGAAUAACUUCCCUUGUGUUAAGUUAAGUGAAGUCACCAUGGGUUACGAUUACGACUACCAUAAGAUGAUGUCCAACCGUCCGCAGUUCGUCUUUCCGUCGCAGCAGGUCGAGGAUGACCAACAGAACAUCGAUCAAGUGAUUCAAUCGGUGAAAGAUGUGGUGACGGAUGUGAUUCAAAGCUUCACCACCGAAGAAAUUCCAGCGGUCACUGAAAGUGCGAUUACGACGAAGAUGGAGAGUGCGAUCGUUACGACGAUGGCUUCGGUGGAGAUACAAACGAGUGCAACCGUUACGGAAAUGUUGAACAACUCCUCGGUGAUUGAUGCGAUGGUGAAUUCGAGCGUCGCUGAGGUUGUCACCGAAGCCAUCGACAAUUCCGACAGUCUUGUUACCUCCGCAACGACGCAGUUAAUUGAUUGGAUGGGCAACAGCGAGGAGGAAUACAAUCUGACGAUGAUACACCAUCAUGCAGCCAAUUACGAUGAUGAGAAUACAACGCUGUACAUCAUCCUCGGUGUCAUAUUGGGUAUAUUGUUUGCCAUCGGAUUGAUACUUCUGAUGAUCUACAUCUCUUACAAACGGUCGAAUCUGUAUUCGAUGCAGAUGCAGUCGCACGUGAGCAGUCAUUCCCGAUCCGUCGAACAACAGGAACAGCAUAAUAAGGGUGCCGAUGAAGUCGAGCUCGCCAUGGAUUAUGACAAGUCCGGCUAUAAAUUCUAACACUUCAAGUGUGUCUGACACUCUAUUUAUUUAUUACUAAUGUUAACCUUAUAUAUUCCU